Molecule: messenger RNA, 1458 nt
Organism: Limanda limanda (common dab)
Lineage: Eukaryota; Metazoa; Chordata; Actinopteri; Pleuronectiformes; Pleuronectidae
Product: neuronal acetylcholine receptor subunit alpha-2-like
Exons: 6
Coding region: 16-1458 (480 amino acids)
Biological process (GO): chemical synaptic transmission; regulation of membrane potential; nervous system process
Cellular component (GO): neuron projection; postsynaptic membrane; synapse
Molecular function (GO): acetylcholine-gated monoatomic cation-selective channel activity; transmembrane signaling receptor activity
Source: RefSeq, a predicted model, not a curated record
GAUGAGAAGAAUCAGAUGAUGACGACCAAUGUGUGGCUGAGACAGGAAUGGACGGAUUACAAACUGCAGUGGAGUCCGUCGGACUUCGACAACGUGACGUCCAUCCGAGUUCCCUCCGAGCUCCUCUGGGUUCCUGACAUCGUGCUGUACAACAAUGCGGAUGGAGACUUCGCCGUGACCCACAUGACCAAGGCCCAGCUGUUCCACACGGGCCGCGUCCUCUGGGUGCCGCCGGCCAUCUACAAGUCGUCCUGCUCCAUCGACGUCACCUUCUUCCCCUUCGACCAGCAGAGCUGCAAGAUGAAGUUCGGCUCCUGGACGUACGACCGCGCCAAGAUCGACCUGGAGCCCUUCGAGACCACCGUGGACCUGAAGGAUUACUGGGAGAGUGGAGAGUGGGCGAUAGUGAACGCCGUGGGCACCUACAACACCAAGAAGUACGACUGCUGCCACGAGAUCUACCCGGACAUCACCUACUACUUCGUCAUCCGCCGCCUCCCGUUGUUCUACACCAUCAACCUCAUCAUCCCCUGCCUCCUCAUCUCCUGCCUGACCGUGCUGGUGUUCUACCUGCCGUCCGACUGUGGCGAGAAGAUCACCCUGUGCAUCUCCGUGCUGCUGUCGCUCACCGUCUUCCUGCUGCUCAUCACCGAGAUCAUCCCGUCCACGUCGCUGGUGAUCCCGCUGAUCGGGGAGUACCUGCUCUUCACCAUGAUCUUCGUCACGCUGUCCAUCGCCAUCACCGUGUUCGUGCUGAACGUGCACCACCGGUCCUCGGCCACUCACACCAUGCCCCGGUGGGUUCGGAGGCUCUUCCUGUGUUCGGUGCCUCGCUGGCUGUGCAUGAAGCGUCCACAUCACAAUCUGAGGCCUGUCAGGCGAAGACGCCUAACCGAUAGGCUCCUCCCUGUCUGGACCCCUGUCCCCCCCAACAUCACAUCUACCUGGAUCCCUGAGGAGUCGGACAUCGAUCUCCAUGGUUACCAGGAGGACAUCGGUUGCCACGGCAGCCACCAGCUGGACUCCUUGGACAGCGGAGACGAAAUUCACUUCUGCAAUAUUCAUGGUUACUCAAAGCUGCCGAGGUCGGGGAUGAAGAGAAGCGGUCGUCCAAGGAUUUCCUCCCUCUCUCCACCUUCCCCUCCAUCUCUUGGUUACACCCUCCUCCCACAGAGACGCUCCACACUCACUUUGGACUGGGACACCCCCCCUGUGGAGCAUGGUUUGAUCCAGAGCCCACCCGGGGCUGCUCUGUCUCCUGCGGUGGUGUCAGCCCUGGAGGGGGUCACCUACAUCGCAGAGCACCUGAGAGCCGAGGACGCAGACGUCUCGGUGAAGGAGGAGUGGAAGUACGUGGCCAUGGUCGUGGACCGGAUCUUCCUGUGGAUGUUCAUCAUCGUGUGUCUGCUGGGGACGCUCGGACUCUUCCUGCCUCCCUGGCUCUCUGGGAUGAUUUAG